CUGCGGGAAGGGGCUGGCCCCGCGCAACCUUUCGCGUCGGAGGUCGUGUGAGCAGCCUCGCGUGGCGGGCGUCUCUGAGAGAAAUUAUUCAUAUUUUAGGAACCUAAAAAUUGUUCUCCGAGAAGAAACCCAUUAGUUUGGAACUGGAGGAUUCCUUUGCAUCAGAUACUCAAAUGAAAGAAUCACCAGUAGAAGGUGAACCACACAAGGCAGUGGCACCACAGUUGCUACGGCUAGAUGAAAUUAAGACAGAACCUGACAAUACUCAGGAGUAUUGUCAAGCCCAACAGUCCAAAACUCAGGAGAAUGAAAUGAAAAUAAAUACUACGUUUUCAGACAGUGCAUCACAGUUGACUACAGGCAUUCCGCUUUCUCUGGCAUCAUCUGGCAUGAAUAAAAUGCUUCCUUCAGUUUCAACAACAGCUAUUCAGGUUUCCUGUGCUGGUUGUAAAAAAAUUCUCCAGAAGGGGCAAACUGCUUAUCAGAGGAAAGGGUCUACUCAGCUUUUCUGCUCCACACCGUGCAUCACUGAAUACAUUUCAUCUGCCAGUUCACCAGCUCUUCCCAAGAGAACUUGUUCAAACUGCUCAAAAGACAUUUUAAAUCUAAAGGAUGUGAUCAGUGUCCAGCUGGAAGAUAGCACCUCUAGCAAAAAUUUUUGCAGCCAAUCUUGUCUCUCAUCAUAUGAAGAAAAAAGAAAACUAUUUGUGACUAUAUUUACUAACAGCAUUUUAACCAAAUGCAGCAUGUGUCAGAAAACUGCUCUUAUUCAAUAUGAAGUAAAAUACCAGAACAUGAAACAUAAUCUUUGCAGUAAUGCUUGUUUUUCAAAGUUUCACUCUGCUAACAGCCUCAUCAUGAACUGUUGCGAGAACUGUGGAGCUUACUGUUACACUAGCUCUAAUCUGUUCCAUAUACUUCAGAUGGAAGGACAGUCUCGUUACUUGAAUAGUUCAAAGAGUAUUACAGCAUACAAGCAGAAACCAGCCAAAACCCUGACAUCUGGUCUUUGCAAAUCAUUGAAGUCCUCAGAUGAAAUGAUUGAGAUUACCAGUGACUUGGGGAAGACAGAACUUUUCUGCUCUGUUCAUUGUUUCUCUAUUUAUAGUAAAACUAAGAUGGAAUCUUCUACAGUAAAUGUUUCCAUGGUGCAAGAUACUUCACCGGAGCUCCUUUCUCCAAAGAAAGAUACAACUCCAGUUAUAAGCAAUAUAGUGUCAUUAGCAGAUACUCAUGUUGCCCUGCCCAUCAUGAACUCUGAUGUCUUACAAGGUACAGUUUCUUCAGUAACAGCAAAUGUCAUUGCAGAUAUUUCUAAGGGUUUACCCAGUGAGUCAAGUAGUGGUGUUGCUAAUAACAGUGUGGAACAGCCAAGCCUUUCACCAUCUUCAUCAGUACUUGGUCAGCAUACAGUUGGCUCCAGUACAGAAGUACAAAAAGAUCAAGUGUCAAACCAAGAUACUACAUGCAAUCUGAAAUCUAUGAAAAUAAUUGAUGGACUAAAUCGCCCAAAAUUUACAUCCAAAGUACAAAAAGUUAAAGGUAAAUCACGAAGUAUUAAAAAAUUUUGGUGUUCAAAUUUUCAGCAGUUAGAAAACAGUGUUAAAAAGGAUGUGACAUUCUGUUAUUCGUGCCAGUUGUUUUGCCAAAAAAAUUUUAGCUAUGAAAGAGAAUCAUUUGCAACGCAAGGAAUUUCUAAUUGGAAAAAAACUAUGGAAAAAUUCAGAAAGCAUGAAAAAAGUAAAAUGCAUUUGAAGUCAUUGCAAUUUUGGAGGGAUUACCAGUUUUGUGAUGAAGCUGUCAAUGAUAAUUUAUCUGUUCGUUCAAAACAGAUUGAAGGAAAUAAAAAGUUCCUAAAGCUUAUAAUUGAAAAUACUUUAUUUCUUGGAAAGCAGUGUUUACCCUUAAGAGAAAAUGACCAGUCUGUUUCAUCUGUGAAUAAAGGCAAUUUUUUAGAAUUGUUAGAAAUCAGAGCAAAAGAUAAAGGAGAAGAAAUAUUUCAACUUAUGAAUUCACAAGUUGACUUCUAUAACAGUACACAAAUUCAAAAUGAUAUUAUUGAAACAAUAAAGACCGAAAUAUUGCAAGAUAUUGUGAAUGAGAUCAAUUACUCCUCAGCUUUUUCAAUAAUAUGUGAUGAGGCAACUUAUAGUGCCUCUAAAGAACAGCUUUCAGUUUGUGUGAGAUACUCACAAAAAACACCAAAGGCUAUCUUAAUUAAAGAAAGAUUCUUGGGUUUCAUAGAUAUUGAAGAGAUGACUGGGACCAACUUACACAGGACUAUCACGACUUACUUGCAGCAAAUUGGAGUUGAUUUGAGUAAAAUACGAGGCCAGGCCUAUGAUAGUACCACUAAUUUGAGGGUAAAAUUUAACAAAACUGCAGCAGAAUUCAAGAAGGAAGAGCCAAGAGCUUUAUACAUACAUUGUUAUGCACAUUUUUUGGAUUUAGCUGUUAUUAGGUUUUGUAAAGAAGUAAAAGAACUCCGAAGUACUCUAAAUAUUCUCAGUUCUUUAUUCAACACUAUUCAUAUGUCUGAGGAAAUGUCUGCAAAUUUUCAAAAGAUUUGUAAGCUAAGUCAAAACAAAACAUGCAAAAAACAUACAUCACAAUCAUGUUGGACAGUCCAUGAUCAUACAUUACUAUCUGUGAUUGAGGGUCUUCCAGAGAUUAUUGAAACACUGGAAGUUGUAUCAAGCCAUUCUUCAAACACAAGUUUGGCUGAUGAAUUGAGUGAUUUGUUGACAUUGGUUUCCAAAUUUGAAUUUAUCUUUUGUUUGAAAUUUCUUUAUCGAGUACUAAGUGUUAUAGGAAUUCUUUCCAAAGAGCUUCAAAGUGAAACCAUAGACAUUUUUUCUUUGUCUUCAAAAAUAGAAGCAAUUUUGGAAUGUUUAUCAUCUGAAAGAAAUGAUGUCUAUUUCAAGACUAUCUGGGAUGGAGCAGAGGAAAUAUGUCAAAAAAUAACCUGUAAAGGUUUUGAAGUUGAAAGACCUUCUUUUCAGAAGAGAAGAAAAAUUCAGAAAACAGUAGACCUUGGCAAUUCAGACAGUAUGUUUUUUCCUACCUCAGCAGAAGAACAAUAUAAAAUUAAUAUUUAUUACCAAGCGUUAGAUACUGUUUUACAAAAUUUAAAAUUAUGUUUUUCAGAGUUUGAUUAUUGCAAAAUGAAGCAAAUUUCAGAAUUAUUAUUUAAAUGGAAUGGACCAUUAAAUGAAGCAACAGCCAGACAUGUCCAAGAAUUCUAUAAACUUGAUGCAGACAUCAUCCCAGAACUUAGAUUUUAUCGGCAAUAUGCAAAGCUCAACUUUGUCAUAGAUAAUGAUCGUAUCAACUUCAUCAAUCUUGGCUAUUUGUUUAUUCAGCAUGGUCUUCACAAUAAUAUUCCUUGCGUAUCAGAGUUAUUAUAUAUCGCUUUGUCUUGGCCAAUUACUUCAGCAAAUGUUGAAAACUCAUUUUCUAUACUGCCUCGUCUUAAAACUUACUUAUGUCAUACCAUGGGGCAAGAGAAGCUCAGUGGCUUGGCCCUAAUGGCUAUUGAGCAGGAAUUGGUAAAUAAACUGAUGGAGCCUGAAAGACUCAAUGGAAUUGUGGAAAAGUUUAUCCAUCAGAUGAAAGAAAUAUAAUACUUGCUAAUUUGGAUUUCCCUGAAUUUUGUAUUUCUGUUGUAAGUUUUUAUUUCAAAUUUUUGUCUCUUAAGAAAAUUUAUCUUUGGCUUGCCCUUUUCACUUUACAUUUUUUUUUUACAUGGUUUUUUUGAGAUUGUCCCAUGUCAGUAUAUAAAGAGUUUCUUGAUCCUUUUUGUACAACUGCAUAAGAUUUAAUUGUAUGGAUGUACCAUAAAAUAUUGGAACAGUCCUACUGAUAAACAUUUUAAUUCUUAUCUUUUGCUAGUAUAAAUAAUGCCGUAAUAUGACCUUGUACACAGGUCAUAUUACACAUCAGUGAGUUACUGUAAGAUAAAACUUUAAAUGAAAAUUGCUAGGUCAAAAGAUUUGUGCAUUAUAUUUUUUUUUAUAUUGACAAAUUGGUUUCUCCAAGGAUUGUGCCAAUUUAUAGUACCACCAACAAUGUGAGAGUGCCUAUUUCUUCAAAUCUUUAUAAAGCUGUUUUAUCAAACAUUUUGAUCUUUGACAAUGUUAGUUGGUAUUUUAAUUUCUGUGGAGAUUAAAUGAGUGGAAUUUUGUAUUUUCACUUAAUAAGGUGGGAUAUCUGCUUGAGCCAUUUAUAGAUCCUUUUUUUGUGAACCGUCACAUUUAAACAUUAAAUAUUGCUCUUUUGGAUUGAUACAGUAGCUGGAUGACACAAUAGGAACUCUUAAUCUACUUUAUGAAAAUAUGACUAUUUUUCAAGUAACCCCAAAAGAAAGGACUCUUUUUCUAUCUCUAUACUUUACAAAAGUUUAGAUGAAGGAAAUCUGUUACUCAAAGCUCUGAAAGAAUUUAGUGGUAGAUAUGCCUGGGUCUGGAAUUUUUUUUCUCCUUUUGGAGGAAUAUUACUCUGCUACUUUCCCUUGCUGUUGCAUCAACUUUAUAGAAUUUGUAAUUUGCUUAAGAGUUGUAGAAGGCAUUCUCUUUGUAUAUACCUAUACUUCGUUAAUCUUCUAUACAGUUUUCUUGAUUAUGCCAACUAGUGGUUUUGUUUUUUAUACAGUCUUAAAUUUACUUAUCAAUUCUACUUUUAAAAUUAUGGUUGACUUUAACAUAGAAAAAUACAAAGGAUAUAACAAGUAACAGUCUUAUUAAGUCCUAACAUUUUACCAUGCUCCAGAUUUUUAUUUCAGAAAUACAAUAUAGCUCAAGUUAAAGCUCCCUUGCAAAUCUUUUCCUGGUAACAUUUCUAUUUUCUUCAGAGGUAACGAUUAUUUGGUGUACGUCAUUCCAUGUAUAUAUAAUUUUAUACUUAGUACAUAGCCUUGUUUAUAAACUUUACAUAAAACUUUAUAAUUUGCAUUGUACAUAUCUUUCUGCAGUUUGCUUUUUUCAAUGUUUUUGAGAUAUAUGGAUUUCUAGUUCAUUUAACUGUUGAGUAAUAUAUUAGAGUAUACAAGUUCAUGCUUUCUCUAUUUACAUGGAUAUUUUGUCUGAUUUUGCACUUUUAUAAUACUCCAGUGGUCAUUUUUGAAUGUGGUAUGCAGUUGUACAGUCAACAAAUAUUUACUGAGCAAGUCACUAUAUACCAGACACACUAUUCAAGCUGCUGGAGAUCCAGCAGAUAAGGUCCUGACUCCAGUGAAACUUAGCUUUCUAAUAUGGAAAUCUAAGAAGCAUACUAGAAGAGGUUGCUUAUCAACUAACUAACUCUUUUCUGUAAGAUGAUAAUACAGAAUAUUUGUAUGCCAUACUAUGAUAAAAGAUGAAGCUUUGGGAACUGUGGCCAUUUAAAGGCCUUACCCAACUACCCAUUCCUGGCACACCAGUUGCUAAUAACAUCUGCUCUAGAGUGCUUAUUUAGAAGUGGACUUGAUGGGUGAAGGCUGUGUGCAUCAUUUACUUCCUCACAGUUAUACCCCUUUGCCAUUCCCACCAACAGUAUCUGAGUGUUUCUGUUGUUCUACAUCCUUGCCAACUUUGGUAUUGUCAUUUUACUCUUUAUUAAAAACUGAUUUCUACUUUUAUUAAAAAAACAAACUACAGAAGGCAGUUAAUCUCUAGUACUGAAUGCUUACUGCAUAGAUUUUCAUUCUUUUGUUUUGUAAUGAACAUGCCUAACACUAUGAACUUUCCUCUGAAGUCACCUUGGGUCUGCUAUGUGAUUUUUUCUCAUUUUCAUUAUUUUCUAGUUAUUUACAAUUGUUUGUAUUGUCAUGAAAGUUAAUUUCAAGAGGCUGUUUUUUUUUUCCCCCAAAAUGUUUUGGUUUUUAAUUUUCAAAAAUCUAUAAAGCUAGUAAUAAGACCUAGACCUGAAAAAUGAAACAAAAAAUAAAACUACAUUAAAACAGCUGUCUUUGUAA
Molecule: messenger RNA, 5950 nt
Organism: Pteropus alecto (black flying fox)
Lineage: Eukaryota; Metazoa; Chordata; Mammalia; Chiroptera; Pteropodidae
Gene: ZMYM1
Product: zinc finger MYM-type containing 1
Exons: 10
Coding region: 174-3623 (1149 amino acids)
Molecular function (GO): protein dimerization activity; zinc ion binding
Source: RefSeq, a predicted model, not a curated record